Molecule: messenger RNA, 1920 nt
Organism: Phytophthora infestans T30-4
Lineage: Eukaryota; Oomycota; Peronosporomycetes; Peronosporales; Peronosporaceae
Product: DEAD/DEAH box RNA helicase, putative
Exons: 2
Coding region: 1-1920 (639 amino acids)
Cellular component (GO): nucleus
Molecular function (GO): ATP binding; RNA binding; RNA helicase activity
Source: RefSeq, a predicted model, not a curated record
AUGGCGGAAGGAAGAUCUACAUACGUGCCGCCGCACAUGCGUGGAAGCGGCGGCGGUGGCGACCGCGGCGACGACGAUCGUCGUGGAGGCUUUGACGACCGUCGCGGCGGCUACGGCGGCAAUGAACGUCGAGGCGGAUCACGUGAACGCGGCUACGGAAACCGCAGCGGCUCUCGCGAGCGUGGCGAUGGCCCUCCUCGUGCGACGAACUCGCGAUGGUCUGGAUUUGAGUCGGAACGUCGAGACGACCGCCGAGGAGGCUACGGUGACGACCGUCGUGGUGGUUACGGAGGCGGAGGCGGCUACGGUCGCGGCGGCGGCGGCGGUGGCGGUGCCCGCGUGAACGAACUAGGCUACCACGGCGACGUUCGCCGCAACGAACGCCUGGAGCACGAGCUGUUCGGUGACGCCAAGUCGUCCGGUAUUAACUUUGACAAGUACGACGACAUUCCAGUUGAGACGAGCGGCGAGAACGUGCCCGAUCCGGUCACCGAAUUCGCGGAGGAGCAACUCGGCCCCGAGGUUAUCCGCAACCUGGAGCUGUGCAAGUACUCGAAGCCCACACCCGUGCAGAAAUACUCGAUCCCGAUUGGUCUGGCCGGACGUGACAUGAUGGCAUGUGCCCAGACAGGUUCUGGUAAGACGGGUGGCUUUCUGUUCCCCACGCUAGCGGCCAUGCUGCGUGUGGGCGGCACGCCUCCACCCGACGUCGGCCACGGCCGCUCGCGCAAGAUUUUCCCGGCCGGUUUGAUCCUGUCGCCCACGCGUGAGCUGGCGUCUCAGAUCCACGACGAAGCGAAGAAGUUUUGCUACUGCACGGGUAUCGCGCCCGUUGUUAUCUACGGUGGUGCAGAGGUCGGCCGUCAGUUGCGUGAGUUGGAACGCGGUUGCGACCUGCUUGUGGCCACUCCCGGCCGCCUUGUGGACCUGAUGGAGCGUGGCCGUAUCUCUCUGUCAUGCAUCCGCUUCUUGAUUCUGGACGAGGCCGAUCGAAUGCUGGACAUGGGUUUCGAGCCCCAGAUUCGCCGCAUUGUCGAGCAGGAGGACAUGCCUCGUGAACGUCAGACCUUCAUGUUCAGUGCCACGUUCCCGUGUGAGAUCCAGCGCCUCGCGUCCGACUUCCUGCGUGAUUACAUUUUCCUGACGGUUGGCCGUGUCGGCUCCGCUUCGAAGGAUGUGAAGCAGACAGUGGAGUACAUUGAGCAGUACGACAAGGAGGACUACCUUGUGCGUUUCCUGAACCAGGUGCAGGAUGGUUUGAUCUUGGUGUUCGUGGAGACCAAACGCGGCGCUGAUUUCCUGGAGGACAUGCUGUGCCGUGAAGGCUUCCCGGCCACGUCAAUCCACGGUGACCGCUCGCAGCGUGAGCGUGAACAGGCCCUGGCCAGCUUUAAGUCGGGCCGUACGCCCGUGCUGGUGGCCACUGAUGUGGCUGCCCGUGGUCUAGAUAUUGAUGGUGUGACUCAGGUUAUUAACUUUGACCUGCCCAACAACAUCGACGACUAUGUCCACCGUAUCGGCCGUACCGGUCGUGUGGGUAACGUGGGUUACGCUCUCUCGAUGAUGAACGAGAAGAACCGUAACAUCGCUCGUGAGAUGUACGAGCUGAUGGCGGAGAACGGCCAGGAGAUCCCGGCCUUCCUGGACCAGAUGGCCAGCAGCGGAUUCCGUGGUGGAGGCCGCAGUGGCCGUGGCGGCCGUGGUGGUCGUGGCGGCUCUCGCUUCGGUGCUAAGGAUUUCCGAAACGAAGAGCGUGGCGGUGGUGGAAACCGUGGUGGCAGUGGCGGCUACGGCGGCGGCUUCGGUGGAGGCGGUGGCUAUGGCGGUGGCUACGGAGGCGGUGGCGGCGGCGGUGGCGGCUACAGUGGUGGCGGCAGUCGCGGUGGUGGCUCCCGCAGCGAAGACAACAGCGCCUGGUAA